GCAGGCAGCAUGCUUAUUGCAGCAGAAUUACAUAAUUAACUGAGAUCUUGAAGUGGGUUGGGGGAGUCCUUGCCACCUAACUUAUCAUGGUUGGGGGGAGGCUGGUGAGAAUUCAGUUUUGAUAAAGACAAUUGUUUUCUCCUCCCCAAGUGACUAUACAUUUAAAUAGCUAAAACAUCUGUUCAGCAACAUAGUAAAACAUGUAUGCUCGGAACGCUUGAGAGAAGAGCCUGCCAAACGAUCGCUUGAGAGGGACUUUGCUGAAGGAGAGCACCAAGAUAAAGCAACCGCUGUUUGUUUUGUCUAGUCAGGGGAAAAGCCAAGGCAACCAGUAUUUUGAAUUUCUUUUAUUUCAUUUGUAAAGGAUUAUUUGAGAAAGGGUGGUGAGGGAGGUUUCCUGACAGGAAAUUUCUUAAGCUGUCCACUGGUAGAAGAGCAAGAGAGCCUUGGAUGUCAACACCUACCAAACUCUUGGGACCAUCUAGCAAAGCAGGAAAAGUGACUUUCUUCCCGAGCGCUCUCUCCAGCCCUUCUGAUGGAAGCAGAAUCGGGCAGCAGCAUGGAGACUGGAAAGGGGACCAACAGAGGCACUCGAAUUGCCCUGGCUGUGUUCAUUGGUGGCACCCUGGUGCUGGGCACAAUCCUCUUUCUAGUGACUCAAGGUUUCUUAAGCUUCCAAGCUAAACAGGAGUACUGCCUGAAGCCAGAAUGCAUCGAAGCUGCUGCUGCCAUAUUGAGUAAAGUAAAUCUGUCUGUGGAUCCUUGUGAUAAUUUCUUCCGGUUCGCUUGUGAUGGCUGGAUAAACAGUAAUCCAAUUCCUGAAGAUAUGCCAAGUUAUGGGGUUUAUCCUUGGCUGAGACACAAUGUUGACCUCAAGUUGAAGGCACUUUUGGAGAAAUCAAUCAGUAGGAGGCGGGACUCUGAAGCCAUACAGAAGGCCAAAAUUCUUUAUUCAUCUUGUAUGAAUGAAAAAGCUAUUGAAAAAGCAGAUGCCAAACCACUGCUCCAUAUCCUGCGGCAUUCACCUUUCCGCUGGCCCGUGCUUGAAGCAAAUAUUGGUCCUGAAGGAGUUUGGUCAGAGAGAAAAUUCAGCCUUUUGCACACACUGGCAACAUUCCGUGGUCAAUACAGCAAUUCUGUCUUCAUUCGUUUGUAUGUGUCCCCUGAUGACAAAGCAUCCAAUGAACACAUCUUGAAGCUGGACCAAGCAACACUCUCCUUAGCUGUACGGGAAGACUACCUUGACAACAGUACAGAAGCCAAGUCUUAUCGAGAAGCCCUUUAUAAAUUCAUGGUGGACACUGCUGUGCUUUUAGGAGCUAACAGCUCCCGAGCAGAACAUGACAUGAAGUCCGUACUUAGACUGGAAAUUAAGAUAGCUGAGAUAAUGAUUCCACAUGAAAACCGAACCAGUGAGGCUAUGUACAACAAAAUGAACAUUUCUGAACUGAAUGCUAUGAUUCCCCAGUUUGACUGGCUGGGCUACAUCAAGAAGGUCAUUGAUACCAGACUGUACCCCCACCUGAAAGACAUUGGCCCCUCUGAAUAUGUGGUGGUCCGUGUUCCGCAGUACUUUAAAGAUCUGUUUAGGAUAUUGGGCUCUGAGAGGAAGAAGACCAUUGCCAACUAUUUGGUGUGGAGAAUGGUUUAUUCCAGAAUUCCAAACCUUAGCAGGCGUUUUCAAUAUAGGUGGCUGGAAUUCUCACGGGUAAUUCAGGGGACCACAACUUUGCUGCCUCAGUGGGAUAAAUGUGUCAAUUUUAUUGAAAGUGCACUUCCUUAUGUUGUCGGAAAAAUGUUUGUGGAUGUACACUUCCAGGAAGAUAAGAAGGAGAUGAUGGAGGAACUGAUUGAAGGCGUUCGCUGGGCCUUCAUUGACAUGCUGGAGAAAGAAAAUGAGUGGAUGGAUGCAGGGACAAAAAGGAAAGCCAAAGAAAAGGCAAGGGCUGUUUUGGCAAAAGUUGGCUAUCCUGAUUUUAUAAUGAAUAAUACUCAUGUUAAUGAAGACCUCAAGGCAGUCAAAUUUUCAGAAUCGGACUACUUUGGCAAUGUCCUGCAAACCCGCAAGUAUUUAGCACAGUCUGAUUUCUUCUGGCUCAGAAAAGCUGUUCCGAAAACAGAGUGGUUUACAAACCCAACAACUGUAAAUGCCUUCUAUAGUGCAUCUACCAACCAGAUCCGAUUUCCAGCAGGAGAGCUACAGAAGCCUUUCUUUUGGGGGACAGAAUAUCCUCGAUCUCUGAGUUAUGGUGCUAUAGGAGUAAUUGUUGGCCAUGAAUUUACACAUGGAUUUGAUAAUAAUGGUAGAAAAUAUGAUAAAAAUGGAAACCUAGAUCCUUGGUGGUCUGUGGACUCAGAAGAAAAGUUUAAAGAUAAAACUAAGUGCAUGAUUAACCAGUAUAGCAACUAUUAUUGGAAGAAAGCUGGCUUAAACGUGAAGGGGAAAAGGACACUGGGAGAAAACAUUGCCGAUAAUGGAGGUCUGAGGGAAGCUUUUAGGGCUUAUAGGAAAUGGAUUAAUGACAGAAGACAGGGAGUUGAAGAGCCUCUCUUACCAGGAAUCUCGUUCACCAACAACCAGCUCUUCUUCCUCAGUUAUGCUCAUGUGAGGUGUAAUUCCUACAGACCAGAAGCUGCCAGAGAACAAGUCCAAAUUGGUGCUCACAGCCCCCCUCAGUUUAGGGUCAAUGGUGCUGUUAGUAACUUCGAAGAAUUUCAGAAAGCUUUUAAUUGUCCACCUAAUUCUACGAUGAACAGAGGUGCAGACUCCUGCAGAUUGUGGUAGCUGCACAUUCGAUUUCUGCCAUCCUGAGACAGCUGCCUGGUUCCAGCAGAGGCAGCACGGAGUAUUCAUCACCCACUACUUUAGGCCUAUAUUCCUUUGAGGACUUUUAUUUUUAGAGUGUGUUCUUUAUUUAGGUAGAUAACUCGCUUGGAUCUAAACAGUAUCUGUUCAGAGUCAUAGGCUUGAAAAUGGGAACACAUGAAAUGAACCAAGUAUGUAUCUUUAGAAAAUCAAACCAACAAAAAAUAAAUCCCAUAGGGGCCUGGGAGAUGGCUCAGUGGA
Octodon degus (degu) is the source of this 3067-nucleotide messenger RNA. It is a transcript of the gene Phex, whose product is annotated as phosphate regulating endopeptidase homolog X-linked. Gene Ontology annotation, molecular function: metalloendopeptidase activity. Gene Ontology annotation, biological process: protein processing. The coding region runs from base 536 to 2785 and encodes 749 amino acids. The record is from RefSeq and is a predicted model, not a curated record. Gene Ontology annotation, cellular component: plasma membrane. The transcript is spliced from 22 exons. NCBI's taxonomy places the organism in Eukaryota, Metazoa, Chordata, Mammalia, Rodentia, Octodontidae.